Messenger RNA from Colias croceus (clouded yellow), 4239 nucleotides. RefSeq names its product serine/threonine-protein kinase Pak (gene Pak). Gene Ontology annotation, molecular function: protein serine/threonine kinase activity; ATP binding. Gene Ontology annotation, cellular component: cytoplasm. Gene Ontology annotation, biological process: protein phosphorylation; regulation of MAPK cascade; intracellular signal transduction. Bases 209 to 1942 code for a protein of 577 amino acids. NCBI's taxonomy places the organism in Eukaryota, Metazoa, Arthropoda, Insecta, Lepidoptera, Pieridae. The record is from RefSeq and is a predicted model, not a curated record. The transcript is spliced from 13 exons.
GCUUUCACAGAUUACUACAAAUUUUAAAUGGCGGAUCUAGUCAUCGCUAAUGUCGUUUUUUAAGUGAAGAGAGAACUAAAAUAAUAAAUACUUUAUUGUCUAUUUGGUUCCAUUACAGUCUUAGUGCUAUGACGUAUUGAAAUGUGAAUUGUUAAUUAUUGAAUAUUUGUAUUGAUUCCUUUGCUUCAAGAGUGCGAGAGAAGACAGAAUGUCGAGCGAUGAAGAUAAACCUCCUGCGCCUCCUGUCCGGCUAACUAGCAAUCGAGCAACAGACCGUGUCGAUUCUGUUGCAUCUGUUGACAUGAGACCACUGCCGAAAGAACCUGAUGAUGGUGGUGAUAGAAAGAAAAAAACUUUGAAAGCUAAAAUAAAGGGCUCAAAAAGUACUGCUCAUAAUGACAACAAGCCUAAUAUAAGCUAUCCAACUAAUUUUGAACACACUGUUCAUGUGGGAUUUGAUGCAGUAACAGGAGAAUUUACAGGUAUGCCUGAGGCAUGGGCACGGCUGUUAAUGGCCUCAAACAUUAGCAAACAAGAACAGAAGAGUAAUCCACAAGCAGUUCUUGAUGUUCUUAAAUGGUAUGAUGCAUCAGCAACCCAACCGCCUGUAUCUAAAUACAUGACGUCCGCCCAGAUGCAUACAACUCAUUCAGGUUCCUCAGUGUCUCGAGUUUCUUCGAGUAGUCCUUCAUCAUCUACACCUACAGACACAGAGCAUCCAGAGCCCCCACCCCCACCACCUUCAAGACCAGACCGUACUAAGAGCAUUUAUACUAAACCAAUAGAAGAAGAAGAGGCCCCUCCCCAACGACCCGCACCUGCGCCUGCGUCUCCUCCGCACGUUCCGCAUCCUGCUCUCACUACACAUUCUAUAUGCAGUAGAGCAGAGGUGGUGGGGCCGGUAUUGCCGUUGGACCGCAACAAGAACCCCGCGCACACGCCGCCCGCGCUCGCGCCCGCACACGCGCCGCCCGCCAACGGCGCGCCCGCUGCUACUGAGACAGGGUAUGUCAGAAGGUCUACUGGACAACAGCAGAGGAAAAAGAAAAUGACUGAUGAGGAGAUUUUAGAAAAAUUAAGAACAAUUGUUAGUGUCGGUGAUCCCAAUAGAAAAUAUACAAAAAUGGAAAAAAUUGGACAAGGAGCGUCAGGCACUGUGUAUACGGCAAUUGAGACCUCAACAGGAAUGGAGGUUGCUAUAAAACAAAUGAAUCUUAGUCAGCAACCUAAAAAGGAACUUAUUAUUAAUGAAAUCCUUGUGAUGCGGGAGAAUAAACACAAUAAUGUUGUCAAUUACCUUGAUAGCUAUCUCGUGAAUGAGGAGCUGUGGGUAGUGAUGGAAUAUUUAGCGGGUGGGUCUCUCACUGACGUUGUGACCGAGACGUGUAUGGACGAAGGCCAGAUAGCGGCCGUGUGUCGCGAAGUGCUGCAAGCGCUGCACUUCCUGCACACCAACCAUGUGAUACAUCGCGAUAUUAAGUCCGAUAAUAUACUACUUGGUCUCGACGGACAAGUCAAAUUAACUGAUUUCGGUUUUUGCGCGCAAAUAUCUCCUGAACAAAAUAAACGAACUACCAUGGUGGGUACACCAUAUUGGAUGGCACCAGAAGUGGUAACAAGGAAGCAGUAUGGACCAAAGGUGGAUGUAUGGUCAUUAGGAAUAAUGGCUAUUGAAAUGAUAGAAGGAGAGCCCCCCUAUCUUAAUGAAAAUCCCCUGCGAGCGUUAUACCUAAUCGCUACUAAUGGUAAACCAGACAUCAAAGACAAAGAUAAACUUAGUGCUGUUUUUCAAGACUUCCUUGACCAGUGCCUAGAAGUGGAUGUAGAAAGGCGCGCUACAGCACUAGAUUUACUUAAGCAUCCGUUCCUAAAAAUGGCUCGGCCGUUGGCCUCGUUGACGCCUCUGAUAAUGGCAGCGAAAGAGGCCGCAAAGGGCCAUUAGCGGCGGCCCCCGGCGCCCGCCGCGCCGCGCGCGCCGCCCUCCCCCCGCGCCGCCGCCGCGCCACCACGCCCGGCGCCCCAGCGCCCCGCGCCCCCGCGCCCGGCGCCCCCCGCGCCCCGCUAGCGCGUCCAGUGCCUCUCUGCGUCCGCAGCACAUUGUAUUCCGCGACUCGGCCACUUGCGCCCGACGGCACCCCUCGACUCGACCUCUCUAUCUCUGAUAUUUAGGUAUAGAGACGUCCGACAAGUGGCUGCAAGCUAUACAAAGUAUAUAUUUUUACAAGCGACUAUGAAUUAACGAUAAUGCAGUCCAGUAGCCGUAACGAGUACUGUAGUGUCGCGUAGGAGUUAUUCGUUUCGCGUCGGUGACGUGAUCUCUGAUUGACGUGUUUCGCUCGACUAGCGGGAGUAUUUGAAUAGAAUGUAGAUAUAGUGUGUUAGAGUUGAAUCGAAUUGUUACGGUUAUCUGCAAACGAAGACUGGCAGUUUAUAUAUUAGAUUUAUAAAUAUUAGAAUACUUAUAGGACUUUGUAAUAGUACGAUCAGCUUUUUCACUGUGAUGAUAUUUGGUGACAGUAGAUUGGAACACGUCAGUGCAGGGCGAGAGCUUAGCGUUAGAUAUGUGCUGUACCUAAAGUACAUAUUAAAUAUAUACUAGAACUGACCGUCAACGAUAUAUUUGUAUUAAAAAUUUGAUUGGCGUAAGUGAUAAAAAUAGGGAAAAUUUUUGAAUACCUAUUUACUGUAAUUUUUUUGGUCAUAAAUUUUCUUAAAAUUUAUAUAUAUCAACUUUAAAUAUUUUACUGUGCUUCUAUUUAUUUUAUGUAAUGUUUGACCUUUUUUUUAAUGUGUAAGCUUUAUUUUGCUACUAGAUAGCUAGUUUAAUAUUUAAUAUUUUAAACUGCUUUAAUUAUGUAUGUUGAAAAGUUUUUUUUUUUUAUUAUAAAAUUGAGAUUUGAACAUUUUUCAUUGAUUCGUUUUUUUUAAUGUUUGUUAUAAUGCUAUUUUUUAACAUAAUCAUAAAACUCAUACUUGGUUUUGAGUAAAUCAUUUAUUGUUAGUCAUGGAAAUGAAGCAUUUACAUAGUAUUAAGUUUAAAUAGUUUAUUUAUAUGACAUGAAUAUUAAUCUGGUAUUAUAAAAGCAUAUUGGCGCCAUUACAUUUUAAUAAAAAAAAUCUAUGGUAGGUAAUUCACGAGAAUACUACUACUUAAUCGAGAGUAAGUUUGACGACAUUUGAUUAAAAAGAGAGUAUGUUUAUAAUUACUGAAUACCAAAUUUAAACACACAUUGUGUUGUGUGUACAAUAUAAUAUGUGUGUUUAAAAUCCUAUUCUUUCCUAUUAAAGUUAUAUGUCUUCCGCAAUUAAUUAAACCUUACAAGUUUGUUUGCAAACUCUCGAAAGAAAAUGUUUGGAAAUGGAAUUCAAAACGCAUUUAUAAAACAUUUAAGACAAUAUACAUUAGACACUAGAUAGAUUUAAAGAAUAACCAAACCAUGCUAUAUUAUUAUAUAACUACGCAAAAAGUAUUUUUCAUUUUUAAGAAAUGUCCUCUCUGCUUUAUAUUAUAUAGGUUGUGCCGAAAGACGCUGUUUUUAGUUAUUAUUUUGCUAUUUAAUAUUAAAGGUGAGAUAAGCAAUUGUAUGGACAACAUUGAAUGACAUGAUUUAGGCCUUAACAUUGAAACUGAUUGAUUACUUAAAGCAUACUAUGUUAAUCUUAUAGGUAUAUGUGGCCAUACCUGCAAAAUGUAAAAUAAUAUAAUACCUACUUAAAAUGAAGAAAACAUUAUAAUAUUUAUUAUAGUAGGUACAAGAUGUAUUUUAAUGUUACAUGAAAAUACUUGUAACUCUUUAUUAGACGUGAAUAAAUACAAUUUAAUGAAAUAAAACAAAUAUACCGUAUUAUUUACCUUUAUUUAAACAAAAAUAUAAAGUUAUAUAUUUCUACUUUCCUUUUAGUUUUACUGAAUGAAAAUUGACUGGCCUUAACGACUUAUACUAAAAAUACAUUUAACAUGGCCUAUGUAUACUAAUAUAGUGCAUCCAUACAAAACUAUUGUACAAUAAUGAAUAUAGAAAGUUUGUUCAUAAUAGCAGAUAUUUCAGAGCUUGGAAGUUUCAGUAUGAUAGUAUAUAAUUUAAGGAGUGUAUUACCUAUGUGAUCUUGAAGAUGAAUUUGCAAGUAUGAAUAAGAUAAAAUGAAAGUUGAUAUGUAAUUAUAUCUAUAAAUUAAGUUGAAAAUGUAUUAUUAAUAAAUGUAAUGAAAUAAAAUGAAAAUAAAUGGCGUGAUUAGUAA